GACAAAGCGGCAGCACCAGACCAGGACGGCGAAACGCAGCAGGAACUCGACGAGAAGAUCGCCAAAAGCAGAGCGGCGGCAUCAGACCUGUGGUACAACCCGGAGGAUGCUCCUGACUACGACUCCUGGGAUGUCCCAAAGGAUGCCAAGGCCUUCCUGCGACGCUUGGACGAACGGCUCGAGGAUAUCGAGGCGUUGGGGUCGGAAUUGAAGACGGUGCAAGGCGCGGCCGCGAGGUUAGAAGAGCUUCGGAGAGGUGUGCUGGAAGACCGCCAGGCCAUUCGCGAGAUCGUCUCUCGCGAGGCUGCAGAGAAGGACGACGUUUUGCAGAAGGCCGAACAGCAGGCUUGA
This is a messenger RNA of Symbiodinium sp. CCMP2456, 351 nucleotides long. Lineage: Eukaryota; Dinophyceae; Suessiales; Symbiodiniaceae. The record is from the annotation of a GenBank genome assembly.